Leptopilina boulardi is the source of this 1386-nucleotide messenger RNA. RefSeq names its product sesquipedalian-1-like. Lineage: Eukaryota; Metazoa; Arthropoda; Insecta; Hymenoptera; Figitidae. The transcript has 2 exons. Gene Ontology annotation, biological process: receptor recycling; endosome organization; retrograde transport, endosome to Golgi. Gene Ontology annotation, cellular component: early endosome; recycling endosome; trans-Golgi network. The record is from RefSeq and is a predicted model, not a curated record. The coding region runs from base 296 to 979 and encodes 227 amino acids.
AUGUGUGUGUCAAAAAGUGUAUCAAACAUAACCUCACUUUAUGUUUGAUAUAACAGCUGAUUUCGAAACUCUGGAAUUAGUGUAUAAUAUAUAUUCUAAAAAAUAGUAAAUAAUUAAUAGUAGAAAUAGAAAUUUUAAUUUUUAACUGUAAAUAAAAGCUAAAAACUAAAAACUAGUGAAAUAAAGUGAAAUAAUUAGUGCUAACAAGUGCGACAAGUGUGGAGGGGAAAUAUUUUUAAUAUUUAUAAUUAUAAUAAAAGUGAAUUUUAUAUAUAAUUUUUUUUUUAUUUACAAAAUGAAAAUAAAUGAAAAAAAUAUGAUGGCAUUUGCCACAUCGGCAACUCCUGUUGAUCGUGAGGGUUGGUUAAAUAAACGUGGGGAAGUUAAUCGUGGUUAUCAAAGAAGAUGGUUUGUUCUUAAGGGUAAUAUUCUCUUUUAUUUUGAUCGUCGAGGCGAUAAAGAACCAGUGGGAAUGAUUGUCCUCGAGGGUUGUACCAUUGAAUUGGCCGAAGAUGAAGAACAAUUUGGUUUUAAAAUUGUUUUUCACGGUCCAAAUAAUCGUAGUUAUGCACUCGGCGCCGAAUCACAGGAAUCAAUGGAACAAUGGAUGAAGGCAUUGGCUUGUGCAAGUUAUGAUUAUAUGAAAUUAAUGGUCGCCGAAUUGCAACGGCAAUUGGAUGCCGCUGAAGAGGAAACAACAAUAACAACAACGGCAACAACAACGACAACAUCGUCAAUUACACAAUCACAAGAAUCGCCAAAAGCACCACCGCGACAAAGGCAUAAUCCAUUUAAUCGUCCUGAAUCACAUCAUCGUUCACAAAGUGUAAGAUCGGCGCCUGGACGAACUGAAAAUGUACCAAGAACGCGUGUCUCAUUCAAAGAAUUACACAAUUUAUAUGGUCGUAAAAUAUUGUCCGAUCUCAAUGAAUGGAGACACGCAAAACGAACUGCCGAAGCUCCGCUUAUUUAUCUUUAAAAGAAAAAAGAAAUAAAAAAGAAAAAAAGAAAGAAAAGAAAAAAAACGAAAAAGUAAAUUAUAAUUAUUUAAAAAAAAAAAAAUUAUAUUUAUUAAUUGAAAAAAAUUUUGCAAUUAAUUACAAAAUUUUAUAUUAUUCAAUAUUUUUUAAUUCUUGAUGGAAAAUUAAAAUUUAAAAUUUUCAAAUCGCUUUGUUUAUAUAGAAAUUAUUUUUUUAAUUUUCAAUAUAAGUGCCUGAAAUUUGGAAAUUAUUUUUUAAACAUUGCAAUUUUAAAAAUUCAACAAAUUUAAUUGAUGAUUUAAUUUAUUUCAAACAUUUAUAAGUGUUAGAAAGCAAAUUAAAUUUUUCUUUUCAAUAAUAUUUAAACCAAAGGAUUUUUCUAAACCUGUAUAUUCAUAUAUAUAAA